AUGUCGCGCGCCUCCCCACUCAGCGCUCAGGGGCAAUCGCCAGCAGAUGCGAUCCAGGAUCGAUAUGCUCCGGACCCUUACCUGUCAGCCGCAUCCGAUCCGGAGGAAAUCUCCUUUCAGGCCAGUGCCAUUCGACUAACGCCAACGCCAUCGCGGGGGAGUCCUGGGCACAGUGCGGGACCUGGCUCGUCCCCUCAUGAGGACGCUCGAAUCGACUCCACAAUCCAGGGCUAUUUGGACCCAAGAGCAAAUGAUUAUACGGACCUAAGCACUUGCAACUCCCCUAUUUCUGAUACAAGUGUUUUCGUGGAACCAAAAGAUAUCGAACUGGCAAGUGGUUCGACCUGGCAAAAUGAAAAUCUUCCAUCGUACAGGAUCGGGGAGGACAAUGUGCCCAUCGGUCCGGCAUGGGGUUCGUCCAUGGCACCGAAUGUCUUUCAGUGGACGAGCUCGGACCACAACCCGAAUCCGAAUCCAUCAUCCACGCUGGCAGGUCUAGAGCCUCAGGGCAAUUCUAGCACACAGCAAUCGAUCCCCACCUCGUACCAGUCUGGCCUCGGUGUCCUUAACGCAGGCACCGAGCCAUCGGGACUCGGUGUCUUGGCAAACGAGGGGUUGACCGCAGAGCUAGCGUCGAGCGCAACCAGGGGAAGAAGCCCCGUCGUCAAGAUUACAACCUUCACUCGAGGGGAUUCGCCCAAGGAUCGCAGCACGUCCCCCCAAAGACAUCUCGGCCAGUCAUUUGCACACCUAUCUGCCAAUCCAAGCGAGCUGGAAGACGAAGAUGAUGGCGAUCGUCAUUCGGUCUCGUCUGUUCCCGUGAAGCGAUCUGAGAGCGGCGGAUGGAUUCCAAACUCAUCAACCCAUCUAGCUGGCAUUGACCCAAGGUCCCGUGGAGACGAAUUCGUGCCAAGUCCGAAUGACGUCUAUGUUCAGCGAGAACGGAACGAGAAGAACGAGGACAUUUCCCACUGGUCUGUCUCUGUGAGCGCAGCCAACUCGCCUAGUCCACCGCGUCCACGCCCACACCAUGUUUCGAGGAGACUUCGAGCGAGGAGUACCGGGGAUCACCCUCUGAAACAGGAAGAUUAUUUCAACCUAAAAUCUCGCACCGGAGACGCAUCAUUCCCUGGACCUGGGGUAUUAGUUCAUGAAAGCAGCGACGACCUCAGCGAAGAUGAAGCAAGCAUUGACAUUUACUCCGACGAGCCUUCAGCCGAUGUAGAUGAACCUGGCAGAUAUGAUCGCAGCACCCCCGAGGUCUAUUCAUCUUUCUCACCGACAGAAGCUGAGGAAAGCAUCCGUCUUUACCCCUGGCAUGAUCCCCCUCGCGAUCCGACACCCAGAUCGCAAGCGAUGCAGCCGGACAGCUCUACCGACGCUAUGAUAGCUUUUAACAGACGUGUGCGGGAUCUCGAAACAGCAUCGCUCGCAGCAACAAUUGAUAACAAUAGCAUUAUCAAUGUGGGUACAUCCCUCGAGAACUUUUCCUUUACCGAACAACCCAAGAAACGCACUAGUCUGUUUAAGCGUCAAUUUCUGCAGGCAUCCUCGAAGUUGAAGCGCCAAGCAUCUGACCUUUCCAUCGGUCAAUCUCAUAGCUACCCCGGGCUUCCGCAGCGUGAUACAGAGGACUCACUGGCAAAACCGAGUUACUCACCCCGAAAUGGGUUCUUGCACCGUCGUCAUUCGCGGUCGCCAAGCCUGAGCAACGCACUUCUUUCAAUGACCAGCCAAAUGGCCGCUGUCGGGGGUAGCCAGCCUGUCCGAGCAGUGUCGCCUGCACCCUCGCCGAAUCCGGAGAGGAGUUCCUUGAACAUCCAAUUCAAGGGCCGAGGUCGAAGCAGAAGCGAGAUCCCCCGACCAAGUAGCCCCGGGCUAAUAAAUCUUAUGACCGCUCAUGGUGGACCACCAGUUCCAAACAUCACAUCGCCUCGAGUCAGUUCGGACACCGACCAAACACCCAGAAGUUCACCUCUGGGCCCUGAAACCGGAGACGCUGAAGAUGAGAAUGAUGUUGACACCAGCAAUAACAAAGGCGUGGUUAUGGAUUUCCCUGCUGUUCAAAGUCUGCCAGUGCCAACAAUCGAAGGGUUCAGGUCGCAGAUCAUGCAGUUGAACCCAAGACUUGAGCCGGCUUUGAUUCAUCGCCUGGCACAUGAGCAAAACCGUCGAUACAAGAUCUUGGUUGAUUUGCAGCAGAAGCAUUCUAUUGCAGCUGCCAACCACAUGUGUAAAUCUGGCAACUUUUGUACUGUUCAGGGAGGGCAACCCACUCUGUUGCAGGACCCCAAGGCCCCGCACGACCCCGAGGCAGGACAGAUCCAGUUCCAAGUGACAAGUUUCAAUUAUGGGCAAGAGCAACAGUAUUCUCCAGGCGACGGUACGGGGGCCGCGGCACAGUUCCCUCCUGGUGUGCCCCUUCCGCCGGUCAGUCGCCUUCCCGCCCGGUUUGAGUGCCCCAUUUGCUUUGAAGUGAAAACGUUCCAGAAACCAUCCGACUGGUCCAAACACGUUCACGAAGAUGUGCAGCCAUUUACUUGCACAUUCCCCCACUGCACCGAGCCCAAGUCAUUCAAGCGUAAAGCAGACUGGGUUCGCCAUGAGAACGAGAAGCACCGGCACCUGGAGUGGUGGACCUGUGCAUUCCCCGAGUGCAAUCACAAAUGCUACCGUAAGGACAAUUUCGUUCAGCAUUUGGUCCGGGAACACAAAAUGCCAGAGCCCAAGAUCAAAAAGACGGGCAAAGCCUCUGGCACUGUGGAUGCUGAGACUGUGCCGAAUAGCCGAAGGGAGCAGGAGCUUGAUCGAUUGUGGCAAAUGGUCGAAGAAUGUCGGCAUGACACCGCGCAAGCCCCUCAGGAGGAGCCAUGCCGCUUCUGCGGGAAUGUCUGUAGCGAGUGGAGAAAGUUGUCAGUCCACCUUGGUAAACACCUAGAACAGCUAGCCCUGCCCGUUUUGCGAUUAGCGAAGCCGAGCAGCGCUCCAACCCAUGUCGCCAACCCCAGCCAAGUGGAGCCGAAUCGCAGAUCAUCGGCCGCAACCUAUCCCUCUGUCGCGCCAUAUCACCCUGGACAAGAAGUACCCGAAACGGCCUCGACCCAUCUGCAGCCGCAGUAUGCGAUCCGAAACACUAGCACACCCGCUAACCCUGCGUUCUCGAUCAACAACGUUCCGCUGACAAAUUAUCCCACGAUCUCCGGCGGCGAACUUUCCAUGGAGCCCGAGUCAAUGACGGACUCUCUUACCCCUGAUCAGUUCUCAGGGUACACGCACGCGACGGGCCAAUUUGACCAAACUACUCUCCACCCCGCUCAGGCCCAGGCCUAUCCCCUGCAUCAGAACUCGGUGACAUACCCACCGCCUUAUAACGCCGUUCCGAGAUCGAGAUCCUCGGAGGCAGAUCUCAUGCUGCAACACUCGUAUCCUCUCGCCCAGUUUCUCCCUCAUCCCUCUCUGUACCCCGCCGAUGGGAAUUACCCAGCUUACCAACCCAUGGAGUCCAAUAUCCCCUACACUUCUGCGACUUACUCUUCUGGAUGUCCCUCCCGAAUGUGA
Molecule: messenger RNA, 3558 nt
Organism: Penicillium samsonianum
Lineage: Eukaryota; Fungi; Ascomycota; Eurotiomycetes; Eurotiales; Aspergillaceae
Product: putative C2H2 finger domain protein
Exons: 1
Coding region: 1-3558 (1185 amino acids)
Source: RefSeq, a predicted model, not a curated record